AUGGAUGCUACGAAGUUGCAACGACUGGGUAGGAUUUGCUACCUGGAUCAAGACGGUCUUAUUCACCGAAAGCCAAGCGACCCCGAUGAGACCGAGAGGGACCAGAUUACUGGAGUAUUAUAUCUUGGUGAGUCCGAUUAUUCGGAUCGUAUGGUUCGACUACUAUCUGCGAUUUACCACUACAUAUACGGUCACCUCGGUAUUCCUCGAGUUUAUGGUAAGAUUAAGAUGAAGUAUUCGAGGAAGGGUCUGAAGCGGUUGGUCGUGGGUGCGGAUUUGGCUGGUCCUUACGGACGAAGGCAAGGCACGCAAGGAGACGAUGAUGAAGAACACUACUUGUUGUUGGUGCAUGAUCACGUCUCUGGCUUUACUUGUGCAAGGCCAUUGAGGGAUUCCAAGCCCAAGACUAUCGCUAAGGUGUUCCACUCUGUGUUCUGUGAACAUGGAGCGCCCAGAGUCCUUAUCACUGAUAGGGAUAGGGUACAUCUUAUGCGUAAGGAUAUUAAGGUGGUUCUUGCGAAGCACGGUGUACGAUAUUAUACUCUACCCGGUUAUGCUCAAUUCCUGAGCUUUUGGGAAAGAGCUCACAAGGACUUUGUCGAAGUGACGAGAGCGUUGAGAGUAUCUAUGGAUCGUUCUACCGAAGCCUCGUAUAUUGAGGACUACCAGCUAGCUGUUAGAGCAUAUAACAUCACCCCAAGAAUGUGGGCGAAUGUAAGCCCAACGGAACUCCAUUUUACUUACGGUAUACGGGUUCCUGGUGACCGUGGUGACACAGACGGUGAUAUUGAUUGGGACGAGUUGAGGGUGAAGUAUUUCGAUACGGAUCUCUUAAGCUUUGUCAAGGAUAGCGUGCCACUGUUGGAAAGCGCUAAGGAGGAGUUUACGGUUACCUUGAGGGAGUACUUGGAGCUAUGGCGCAUGCGUCAAGAGAGAAAUCUUGAGCGUAUGGCUAUGACUGAAGAUCGUAGGUAUGAACCUAAGUUAUUCGACUUAGUGUUUACCUCCAAGUGCCCGGCUAAUCGUAUUGGUCACCAUCUUGAUGUUAUAUGGUCUGGUCCUUCGACUAUCACUUCACUCAACGGUACUGCAAUGGUUGGUAUAACCCCCGGUAUUAUUCUAGAAGGUGUUGGAGGGGUAGUUGUGAGUGAAGAUGGAAAGAGUCUAGAAGUGCCAGAAGGUUACGGUCCUUCGGAGGUAUACCCACUUAAGAACAUCAAGCAUGCUCCGGCAUUGCAAGGUGUCAUUUAUGGAUAUCUUCAAGAAGGAAAAAGAGUCUUUCUGGAUUCACAGGGAGCUAUUAAGGAUAUGACCCUAAGGCCUGGAACGGAGAUUGACGACUUACGUUUACUUCAACGUGCCAGGAAGAAGAUAGAUUUGGAGAAGAUAGUUCGGGAAUCCGGACGGGUCCGAGGCGAAUUUGGGUCAGAACCGUUACUCCCUCCUGGUAUUUGUCCUUCUGAUGAAGAGACACAACAGCUUGAGGAUAGAGUGCUACCACCAGAGAGCUUCAUUAUGGGUGACUCGGAGGAAGGUGUACCUUCUGAGGAUGAGGAUCCAGAUGAGGAAGAUAUGGUGGAUCUUUCAAGGCUUCGAGAACAACUUGGUGUUGGUGAUGGUUAUGAAUUUGGAAGGUUCAUGAAGAAAGCACCCCUAAAUGGUUCGGUUGUGGUUGUGGUGGACCAUUCCUACAACGGGUUAGCCACUGUUCUCGAGGGUGAUGAGGGAACUGAAGAUGGAUCUAUGUUGGUCCAGCCUAUGAGGGUUGAACUUCUCGGUGGAUGCUUAGAACUUGCUAAGGCCACUGAUAAGGACAUCCUUACGGUACAGCUUGAUAAUAUGGUCUACGUUAGCCCAUGUUGCCAUAAAUGGACACGCAAAAGAAGUCGAGACCUAUUGAAGCUACUACACGAUGUCCAGGUUCCCCGUUGCUAA
Messenger RNA from Perkinsus marinus ATCC 50983, 1935 nucleotides. RefSeq lists its product as hypothetical. Gene Ontology annotation, molecular function: nucleic acid binding. Gene Ontology annotation, biological process: DNA integration. Lineage: Eukaryota; Perkinsozoa; Perkinsida; Perkinsidae. The transcript is spliced from 2 exons. Bases 1 to 1935 code for a protein of 644 amino acids. The record is from RefSeq and is a predicted model, not a curated record.